Quercus lobata is the source of this 858-nucleotide messenger RNA. RefSeq lists its product as uncharacterized. The coding region runs from base 1 to 858 and encodes 285 amino acids. Lineage: Eukaryota; Viridiplantae; Streptophyta; Magnoliopsida; Fagales; Fagaceae. The record is from RefSeq and is a predicted model, not a curated record. The transcript has a single exon.
AUGGCAGGGGAGCCUAGAAAGCGCAACCCGAAUUUGUAUUGCCAUUACCAUCAAGAUCAUGGGCACACAACGGACAACUGUAGGAAUUUAUGGGAUCACCUGAAGCAACUGGUCCGUGAAGGGAAACUAAAGCAACUCUUGGACCACUCCAGCGGAAGAGCGAACCAAUCAGGUCCUGAGGUGCAGGGAGAUGCCUCAUCAAGGCUCCCCCUGGGCACGAUUAACGUCAUCUUUGCGGCCCCGGGAAGGACUGGGUCUUGUCCCUCGAGAGUAUUGUCGGUGUCCCGGCCCCAGGCCGAGGACCACUCUCCGGCAUUAAAGAAAACCAAGAGGCGCGUCCCAUUGAUUUUGGGUUUUUCGGAUGAGGACCUGAUUGGGACCAUACAGCCCCAUGAGGAUGCCUUGGUAGUAACAUUGAGGAUUGGAGGAUACGAUGUCCGAAGAGUAAUGGUUGAUCAGGGAAGUGCUGUGGAUGUGAUGUAUCCAGAUUUGUACAAAGGGCUAGGUUUGAAGCAAGAGGACCUAACAGUUUACAACUCCCCUCUAGUGAGUUUUGAGGGAAGGUUGGUCAUUCCUAUGGGGCUAAUUAGACUGCUCGUACAGACAGGCACGGAUGUGGUGGAGGUGGAUUUUAUUGUUGUAAAUGUUUUUUCUCCCUACACGGCUAUUAUGGGCAGGCCUUGGCUUCAUACCCUUAAAGCGGUUUCCUCUACCUUACAUCAGAAGGUGAAGUACCCGUCCGGGGACCAAGUGCUGGAGAUUGUAGGGAACCAGGCGGCUGCUCAGCAGUGUCAAGUAGCGGCUAUACAGCACCGGCCAGAAGCAGAAACCUCGGCCACCGCCGACAAUGAGUUAUAG